UUUAAGCAGCGGUGUUUCUGGUUGUUGCGCUACUUUCGAAAGUGGUCUAACUGAAAGUUAUCUCGUUUUAUUUGUUUGAGACUAAUUACAUAUAUACUUUGAGCUUCUGUUUCUGUCAAAUAUUUAUGUAGUUUGUGUUUCAUGUCAUUCUAUUCCAUUCUAUUCAAUCUUCUAUUUCAUGUCUGGUGGUCAUCCAAUUUAUAUUUAUUACAUUAUUCUUUUAGAUCUCUGUCAUUCCACACUCUGUCUUGGUGUUAUUUCGCAGUAUCUCGAGUAUUUAAAGUCAUUGAUAACGUUCUUGUAUUCUUCUAUUUGAACUUGUAUUCAUUCUAAAGUCAACUUCACGUGCUAACUGCAUAUUUCUGUUUAUUUACUUUGGCCUUCCCAAUCUACUUGUUUUGAGCAACACUCAGUUUGGAGUAAAUGAAAAAAAUGUUAUGUCAACUAUAUCUACUCACAACUCUUCACGAUGCAUAUAAUGCUCGGGUUCGCAAGUAGCUUCUCAUAUUUACGAACCUUGAGAUGUAAUACAGAUUCGUUAAUUUAUGGUCCCGUUCGUUGACUGAUACCUCCCAGUUAUCAUCAUAGUCUUAUUCAACAACUUUUUGACCCAUUUAGAGCAACACAACUCUGACAAUUUACUCGAGUCACCAAUUCCCGGUCUUAUGAUUUAUUGAAUUUGUAUGCCUUGUCCAUCACUAUGUGGUGGAUUUAUGCCUGGUGCCAACUCUGACUCUGUCCUCAGUUUCUAGAUCUUUACCUGAUUCCCUUAUUAAUUUGUCUUCAAUGUCUUAGUACGCUUACUGUCAUAUGGGAAAGAGUGACCAUUAAUAGAUGGGUUGAUCUUGUUGUUUCCAACAUAUGUAGUGAUUGAUUAUAUUAGUUUAGUCAACGGUCUGAUAUAACCUUAACUAAAAACACCUGCAAAGAGACCAAAUAAUCAGCUAUAUAUUGUCAUCAUCUCAAAGACUGCAGGCUAAAACGUCUUCUGAAUUACUGCUCUGAUGUUUUCACUAACUAGGUUUAACAUGUCAUUUGUCGAGUUAUUUAGUGACCAACCCUUUAAGAAUUUACUAACAAGAGAUUACAUUUUUUAUUCAAAUUAAAAAUGGGGUCUUAAAGGUUUAUUCUUGCUUUCUUCGUUAUAUAAACCCAGUGUUUUCUGGUUCCAAAGUCAGUAAUCUCUUUGUGAGUUACUGCAAAUAGCAAUAAUGAUAAGUCGAUAGUCAUAGCAGUUAAUCUCUUCAUAACGACCUGGUUCUAUUUCAAAAACCUACUUGUUUGUUUAUCUCGAUUGAUUCUUACUGAUUUCUCUAUCUGUUCGUUAAGAAUUGCAUACGAAUUCCGGUGUUUAUCGUCUUGAUUACUAACUGGUUCGUAGAAUAUGCUUGUUUAUGAUGCGCAAAAUGUCAUACUUUUCCUUUUUUGAAUAUGCCUUAAUCUUAGAUGUGGUUCAAUGGAACACAGCCUAAAACGCAUAUCGAAGAAGCUAAUCGUCACCUCAACGCAUUGACAAGUAAGAUCCAGGAAUUGGAGAUGAAACUAAAAACCAAGGAAGAAGAGUUAACCAAAAAAGAAGAAGACUUCAACACAGUUAUGCAGGAAGUACAUGUAAAACGUGAAACUGAAGUAAACAAUCUGAAUGAAUUAAUCUUUAAGCAAAAUGUAAAGCUUCAACGUUUAGAACGUGAUCUGCUCAAUCGGGAUUCAGAACUUAGCGUUUUACGUAAACGUUGUCGUAUGUUUGAUGAAGUACUUAGAUACAAAGCAACAUUAGCGAAACUGACUAUUACAAUGGAGCAAGCUGAACAGUAUGCGAAUUUAACGGCCAAAAGUUAUCCAAUCAAUGCUAAUAGUAACGGCAUAAAGAGUAAUUUUGACGUUAUCAAUACAGACCCAAGUCCACUUAUGAUACGAGAUAUUGGUUUUAGCACCGAUAAAACAGAAACCGAUGGUCUAAUUGAAGAAGUUGGCAAAACACUCAUUCAAUCUGAAGGUCAACGAACUAAAACCUUGGCUCAUAUUGUUAGUAAUGGUCAGUUGUAACUAUCUUUUCUACGUAUAUACUUGUUUGUCUUUCUUACACUAUUUUAUAUUCUCUGUUAUUGUCCCUUUAUAAUUAACUCUAAAACCCCACUUAUAUCCUGUUUUGUUUUUUAAACAUUUUUUAUCACUGUGAUUUAAUUUAGUUUGCAUAUAAACUAUUCAGUUGAUGCACUCUUACCUUAACUAAAACUUUAUAUUUACUUGGAUCAAACUGUGAUAUUUUUCAUAACAUUUAACUUGUAAUUUAAUAAUGACUGGUACAAUUAUUAAAGAUAAGCGAAGAUCUAGGGAAAUCAUCAAUUUAAAACUACAUGUUGAUUAUCAUUGUAAAAAUAUUGGGUUGACGUUUUAUAAAUGAGUGAUAAAAAAUAAUAUGUAUUACUGUUAUUGA
Messenger RNA from Schistosoma turkestanicum, 2437 nucleotides. Lineage: Eukaryota; Metazoa; Platyhelminthes; Trematoda; Strigeidida; Schistosomatidae. The record is from the annotation of a GenBank genome assembly.